AUGACAGUACAUAUAUCUAUGGAUGAGAUAUUAAGUAAGUUUUCAUCAUUACAAAAGAUUAGUCGCAUUAUUGCAUAUUGCCGGCGAUUUUUGAGGUCACGUACAUCUAUUCCUGUCACGAAGAUUAUAAAUGCUGACGAGAUGGCACAAGCGUUGUCUACUUUAAUUUAUGUAACGCAACGACAGGUGUUUGCCGAAGAGAUAGCAAAAUUGUCAAACGGCCAUUCUUGUUCGAAACCUUUCCGUAUGUUAGAUUUGUUUAUCGAUAGAGAUGAGCUUCUCAGAGUGGGCGGUCGACUCCGUCAUGCUGAUAUUCCAUACAUGCAAAAACAUCCUGUAUUAUUACCCUCACACCAUCGUCUGACAGAUCUCAUAAUUGAUCAUCAUCAUCGUAUGUUACAUCAUCCAGGUGCCAUGGCCCUUCAAACGCAUCUACAACGAAAAUUUUGGAUUUUAUCUGCUCGCCAAGCCAUUCGAUCGCGGCUCCGUCUCUGUAUGCCGUGUUAUCGAACUCCACCUCGAAGUGUUCAACCGAAAAUGGCAACUCUACCAAAAUACCGGGUUCAACAGAUCAAACCCUUUUCUGUAACGGGAGUUGAUUAUGCUGGUCCAAUUACUUUAAAAGGACAGCGUGGUCAAUCUUCACCGCGUAGAAAUGCCUACAUUUGUUUAUUUGUAUACACAGCAACAAAAGCUUUACAUUUAGAACUCAGCUCCGACUUAUCUACGGAAACUUUUCUACUCGCGUUUACUCGUUUUGCUGCUAGGCGUAGACCGAUUAAAGAAAUACAUAGUGACUGUGGUUCUAAUUUCGUUGGCGCAGUAAAUCUCCUAAAUCCAUUACAGCAUCUUGUAACCUCAACUACGUUCCAAGAUCGAGUUCGCAAUCAUUUAUCGAAGGCUCAAAUUACUUGGCAUUUUAAUCCUCCUUCAUCACCCCAUUUCGGAGGUCUUUGGGAAGCCAGAGUGAAGUCUACGAAAUCGCUAAUUUCUCGCUCAAUCGGGAUUCAUAAACUAACUAGUGAAGAAUUGAUCACGUUACUGACAAAAAUUGAGGCCACUCUAAACUCACGACCCUUAUGUGCUUUAAGUAACGACCCAAAAGAUUUAGAAGCCUUAACUCCUGGUCAUUUUUUAAACUUGGAACCCCCAACUUCUCUGCCUGAUCCUUGUUUGGAAAACUUACCACUUUCAAAAAUGCAACGUUGGCGCUUGGUAUCGGAUAUUCAUCGGCACUUUUGGACUCGCUGGAAAAAUGAAUAUUUGUCAACUCUUCAACUCCGUAAAAAAUGGACAGAACACGGCAAACCAUUGAACGUAGGUGAUCUUGUAUUAAUAAAAGAAAAUACUCCUCCAUUGUAUUGGCGAUAUGGGCGUAUCCUUGCGUUACAUCCUGAAGCAAAUGGUGUGUCUCGUGUGGCCACUGUCCAUACUGAUUUAACUCGACCAGCAGUUAAACUUUGUCCAGUGCCGUCUUCUUGUUGA
Messenger RNA from Sipha flava (yellow sugarcane aphid), 1485 nucleotides. RefSeq lists its product as uncharacterized. Gene Ontology annotation, biological process: DNA integration. NCBI's taxonomy places the organism in Eukaryota, Metazoa, Arthropoda, Insecta, Hemiptera, Aphididae. The coding region runs from base 1 to 1485 and encodes 494 amino acids. Gene Ontology annotation, molecular function: nucleic acid binding. The record is from RefSeq and is a predicted model, not a curated record. The transcript has a single exon.